Ambispora gerdemannii is the source of this 219-nucleotide messenger RNA. The record is from the annotation of a GenBank genome assembly. Lineage: Eukaryota; Fungi; Glomeromycota; Glomeromycetes; Archaeosporales; Ambisporaceae.
AUGGUUGAAGAUGUGCGACAUAUACAUGUACUUGGAUCCAAAAAAAUUACCUUCAAACCAGACAAAAACACAAUUAACUUACUCCUAACGCUUGGCGGAAACAACAAUCAACUUUAUAUAUUGGAUAAAAGAGAUAAUUGUGUGAAAGAGCAGAGCUUGUGGAGAUUAACCAAUCAGCGGUGGUUUCAGAUUACUCAGAAGCAGUUGCACUGGAUAUAA